Molecule: messenger RNA, 13171 nt
Organism: Photinus pyralis (common eastern firefly)
Lineage: Eukaryota; Metazoa; Arthropoda; Insecta; Coleoptera; Lampyridae
Product: titin homolog
Exons: 9
Coding region: 292-12906 (4204 amino acids)
Source: RefSeq, a predicted model, not a curated record
CUUCUUGCCUUCGAUGAUAAAAAACCGCCACCCGCACCGCCACCAAUUACAAUUACACCCAAGAACUCCCUCGGGAAUUUUCCCGCAUUACCACAUAUCACCAACGACAGUUGCCAACCUGAAAUUGCCCCUAAAGAAAACCCAGGAUGCUCCAACAUGUACUAAUACAUAAAAUAAUACACAUUUAUUUAUCGUGACUGCAGUAAUUUUUUUAAAAAAGUGCGAAAUUCGUUCUUCUAAUUAUAGUGCCGACACGCGAUCUAUUUAAAUGCAGUGCAGCUAGCAAUUACAAUGGCGCAUCGCCAAGACUAUAGCGGGACGUUUCCAGGGAACUCCUACAAUGACUUGUGCAAUUCGUUUGACAAAGUACAACUGCGAAAUGCAUCGAAAGAUUGCCUACUCACGGAUUAUUGCGACAUUCGAAGUCGGCUGCUUUUGUUGCAAAACGAUGAAAUGGAUCUUUCGGUUCCAUCAAAACUGGGUGACAUAGUACAAUUAUUACGAAGGUUUAUCCAGGAGGCCCCUCGACAUGUACGGAAGAACAAGGAACACCUGGAAGAUGUUUACAAAAUGCUAAUUUUUCUACACAACUAUAUUUCUAGGCACAUUAAGGUUUAUAAAAAAUUUCCGUUAACUCAAGAACUUCUAUCCGUACUUAUUAGUUAUGUUGAAUUGGAGUACGAGGUUUUAUAUUGUCCGAAAAACUACAGCUCUCAAUAUCAGGAUCAAGUGGAGAGCCGAAUUUUAACGUUCCUUUUAACAAUAUUACACGACCCGUCGACUGUCAAACGAGAAUGCUUUGUAAAACCGAGUCCUGUUGACUACUGUGCAAUUAAGGCUUUAUACGUUGUAAAAAGUGUAAAAUCUGAAUAUAAGCGAAAUCGUAGUUUAAUAGAGAAUUUAAUGAGUAAGCUGUUGCAAAAGUUGAAUGUCUGGGAUAAGAUGAACGAGAUUAGAGAGCAGACCGAUGCGUUUAAUUUAGGGAAUUUGAUGCGGGUGCCGAAAUUGCAGCAAAUUUCGCGGUAUCUACAGAAAUGCAAUGUUCUCAAGGACGACGCGGCGACGUCCGAAGAGGAAGAGGUUGUAGAGAUCACUUCACCGCUUAGAGGUGCAUAUGAAGACAUAGUUGCAAUUGAUCUCGUAGAUAAAGCUAGGCUUUCGAGAAAGUCUCUUAUACCUGAACAAAUAAAUGUACAAAGUAGGCGAAAUAGUAACAGUAGACUUAAUCUUCAUUCAACUACCUCACGAAGGGAACGAGUCAUUUGUGUUAGUGACGAUGACAGCGAUGUUGAAUUUGUGCCGGAUGUGGCUUCUGGUACAGUAAUUAAUGUGGAUGACUAUGAUCCUUUAGUGCCGAAUGAAAGGAUCAAAUCGGACUGUGCCAUUGAAGCUUGUGAGUCAACCUUUGCUGAAAGAGAAGAAGCUGUAAAGUGCCUUGAGCCUCCUAUCGAUACCACCAACUCUCAGGCCAAUGUCACCAAUUUGUUAGACAAGGAAGAAAACGCUCAAGGAGUAUCUCAGAUCCUCACAAGAUGUGAACCUUCUGCCGUGGAUGAUGGGACCAUCACCACAACUGAAGAUGUCACCACUCAUGCGACGACUGAAGCUAACCAACACACAAUGUUUGAUGAAAAUUUGGAACAUAAUGAAAAUGAAGAACAGAGUUCAAUUCCCAAAGAAAAUACAAGGGACAAUGAUCUUCAAAUUGUGAAUAACAGUGCUCUUAAUACAGUAUACAAAGAGCACGAUGAUCCUCAAAUCAAUCUACCAGAAGAGAGUUCACAGACUGAAAUAAUGAUAUGCGACAGUCCUGAAAACGAGCACAAAGUUCCUGAAAGUGAGCCUCUCUUGCCUGAUCUCUGUGACAUUGAUCUUAUUUCAACUGAUUCAUCUUUAUCAACUGUGUCGGCUACAGUUAGUGACCCCAUUCCGACUUGUGAUUAUCGUAUCGAGUACACUUUGAAAAAUAACGAAAUUACAAACAAUAUUAUUGCCGAGUUAGACAGAGCGAUUGAUGAACAUAGCUCGAGUACGGCUUCUGAAGUUAGCAGCGACAUUGUCGCAGAUCAACAGCCCUCAAGUGUCCCGUUUGAGGUCGACAAAGAACACGACCUUAUAUUGCCCAAUGUUAAUGAGGUGGAAGAUUUACGAAUGGACGUUUCGCCUGAUACAGAAGAAGCUUCGAAUUUGGAGAAUCAAUGUCCGAGUCGUGCCGAAGAGAGCGCAAGUGUCGAAAUGCCGCACGUAAUAAUUGAAAGUCAAGAAGAUUCUUUAGAUCAAGACUGUAGUCACACCGCAUCCCCUGAUGGGGUUAAAGACACGGAAGAAAGCAACUAUUGUAGUAAUGUGGAAGAACAUGUCAGUGAAAUAACUGAUGAAAGUAUUGAGGAAGAAGAAAAAGUUGAAGGCAGCUGCAGUACUGACACCAAUGAAGAAGAUCGCACUACGAAUGGUAUCCAGGAAAAUGAAAAUGGAGGUGAUCUUCAAAUUGUGGAUAAUACUGCCCUUGGUCCAGUGAUCAAAGAGCAUGUGUCAGAUGAUCUACCAAAAGAGAGUUCACAGACUGAAAAUGUGCUUGAAGCUAAUGAUAGUGACAGUCUGCCAGAGAGCCAAGAAGAAAGCAGUGAGAAUUGCGACGCCAAGAAAGACAAUAUUGAACACAAUGAAAAAGAGCCCAAGGAAAAUGAUACUGCAGAUUGUAAUACUCUGGAAGAUAUUGGCGAUAAUCUUGUUAGUGAACCAUGCGAUUUUACUAAGUUUGACGAUUGCAAAGUCUUGGACAAUGAAGAAUGUGCCACAACUGUAAUCGAUGACUAUGAGCCAAGGCCGAAAGACGCAGAAGACACUGUUCUCCAACUAGUCGAAGGCAAGGUGGAACCAGAAGAUUUAAGCAGCAAUGACAUUGUGGACCGUUCAUUUGCAGUUCAUCACGAGUGCAGCGAUUCCGAAUCUGUUGAUGUGACGGUUCGAGAAGAAAAUUUGAGCAUUGACUCGAGCCUGCUAAUAUCUCAUGAGCCCCAUUUGACAAUAGUUGACAAUUGCAAUUCGAGUCAUAUUGAAGCGCCUGCCGCCUGUGAUCAACCAGAUAUAGAGCUUGAAAAUAAUUCCAGCCAAAGACCUAAUGAUCCACAAUUAAUGGUGGAUGAUGAAAGUGUUAAUGUGACCAAAGAGCCUCAUUUGGAUAAUUGCAAAAGUUCCCAAUCGAGCGGUGUGUCAGAUCUGGUUGAGGAAAAUGUAGAGGAUGAUAAUUCCAAUCAAAGAUCUAAUGAAUCACAAUUAAUGGUGGAUGAUGUAACUGAAGACAAUUACAAAAGUUCCCAAUCAAGUGAUGUACCAGAUGCGGUUGAACAAAAUGUGUCACAUGUAGACAAUUGCGAUAGUUCUGUAUCAGUCCAUGAGUCGGAUGUGGCCGAGUUAAAGAAUGAUGAUGUGCAAGAUGAUAAUCAAUGUUCUGUUCGUGAUUUGAGUAAAAGUUCUGAAUUAGAUCUACACCAACAAAGUGUUUUGGUAACAGAUGACAAACGAGAUGAUCUGUUAGUACCAGAGGUGCCACAUUCAUCCAAGGAGGAUGAUCAGAAUCUACACAUUGAUGAACCACAUUUGGCACUAGCUCAUGAAAGUGAGAAGUUGUGUAUGGAGAGUGAGACAACCGAUAGUCAACACUUGGAGGUGGAGAGUGCACAUAAUGACCAACAUUUAGUGAUGGAAGAUGAGAAUGACGAAGGAAAUUUGGUAAUAGCAGAUGAUCCCGUUGAGUCCAUUGUUGAAAGUAAAUCUGACGAUUAUCACAAUCAUUUGAAUGCGUCACUUGAUGAUAUUACCCUAAGCCAUGUCGUGGUUGAAACUUCAACAGAUUCAGAGCGUGAAGAAAAAGGGAACUGUGAUGAAGACUCUAAGGAAAAUAUCAGUGAGAAAGUGUCAGACGAAGAAAUUCGAACAGAAGAUUUCCACACUAAAGAUCUGUUGGAGCAUGCGAAUGAAGCAAAAGUCAAUGAAGGCGAAGUUGCUACGUGCUUUGAGAGGGAUUUGAAGAAAACUCCAGAAGAAGCACUCGUUCAUCAUGAGUUGGUCGUGGAAUACACCAGUGAACUGCCACUAGAUUACGUUCAUGAAGAAACCGUGAUAACGGAGACAUGCGAGGUGGUGGUGAAUGAUCUGGAUGUGCUCGCAUCGGUCGCCGCAACCAAGGAGAAGAUCGAAUCAGUCAAUGUAAAAAUUGUGAAAUCGAAGCGUGGAAGGAAGCGGAAAAGUGGGAAAAAAAAGUCGGAGGAACUUCCGAGGCGAGUCACGCGGAAUAGCGCCUUGGCGAAGCUUAACAUUAAUCCCCAGGAUAAUUCCAAGUGCAUACCGUCGACCUUCAUGAAUCUUGAAAGCCUGGUUACUCCCCCACCUGUUUGCGUCUACAACAUGAUUCCCACCCCCAAUACUGAUACCGAGGAAAGCAUGGACGAGCGUUUUAGUUGCGUGCAAAGUCUGCAAAACAUUCUGGUUGACAAUAUAGCGUUUGACGAAGAUACUUUAGAUGAUGGCAUCGUGUUUGUGACUCACAAGAAGGUGUCCGAGGAAAUUUUGAUAAGCAUUCCCGAGUCGGAGGAUCACCCCGCCAUCGACUAUGAUAUUCUGAAGCAAGCAGAAGAGUUUGAAAAAACAAAUCUAUCACUAAGUACCAGUGAGGAACUGUGCAAAGAAUUAAAGUUAACCAUGACCAAGAACGUGGAGAUUAACAUCAAUAUCACCACGGAACUAGACAGUCAUUUGAACGAGACCGUUAUUGAGAUUUCGGAGGAAUCACAGAAGCAAGUUUCUGUAAUGCCGUUUAAGAAAAGGAAAAAUUAUGGAAGAAAGAACUUGGUUGUACCGGACGAAGUGCAGGUGUCCAUCACUGAAGUGGCAGAUGUACCAGAAAUGUCAUUGACUGUGGCAGAUGAGAAUCAAGCGACACCCUCAUUAGUGGAAAAUAGUGAGACAUUGGAAAAUAAACCUGAGAGCAAAAGGGUGCUAACUAAGGCCGCAUUGAAGUGCUUCCAGGUUCCUUGCAUACCAUAUGUCCACCUUUUGAAGUUGCCUUUAAGUGAUGCACCAAAGGUGGAGACCGACAAGGAAAACAAAAGAUCUAAAAGUCAAGAUGGUGGCCGAAGGCAUAGAGCAGGUAGACUAUCAAAAACAAAGUCCAUUGACUCACUGCAAAUUAAAAGUGACUGUGCUACAGAGAAGGUGGAAACUGUUGAGCCGGUAGCCACAGAGCCCAACAAGAUCACAAAGAGAAGAAUGUCGUCUCGUUUGGUAUCCGAGGUAGUUGAGCAAUCAACGAAAUCACCUGCUAAACGACCGAGAACUAGAUCAAAUUACGAGAAAACACAAAUGGAGUCAAGUAAAACUAAAAUGCGUACGAGAAGCGCUUCAGUUUUUGAUGAUUCAAGUUCUGUAAAGAAAGUGUCGAACAGUGAACAAAAUAAAGCAGAUUUAGAUAAAUCCUCACUGAAAGAUGUAGCUAUAGUCAAAGAACCUGAAACUUUGGACUUGGCUAGUUCUUCAGACCAAUCAGAGGACAAUGUAAAGGGUAAUCUCACAGUAGAAACUUGUAUUUCGAAGCAAGAAGAUGAGCGUCAUCAAAAUGAAGAAGUCCGUAAAGAGAGUGGUCAUUUGAUUGAAGAGAAUGGUAAGUCUGCUGAAUUGAUUAAAAAGGAAACAAUUGGUGCACAAGCUGUUGAAGUUGUGGAGGAAUUGCUUCCAUUGACGAGUGAUGCAGAGAUUGUUGAACAGUCUAAAGUGCAACCGGAGGUCGGUACCCUAACCGAAGUAACUGAAUUGAGUAAAGAUGAGUCAUUGGAAAAGCUACCCAAACAUAGGAAAAGUAGAACUGAACGUGAAAUCGAGGGAACCUCAAUUAAAACAGUCAAAAGUAAAACGGAUGAAAAGAAAAGGCGCCGAGUUAAGGGCGAGAGUGAUCUGCCCAAAACUUCUACCAAGGAAGAACUAAAAUCGAACAAGGACAGGAAAUGCAAAUCAAAGGACAAGAAAGCGCACGAGAUUGUCACUGUAAAAGAGAGUAAAUCAAAAAACGAAGACCAAGAAAUCCCACCAACUGAAGAAGUGAAAUCGCUGAGAAGUAAGUCGAGAUCGAAAGCGAAAACUGCGGAUAAUCAAGACCGUACUCACAAAAAAUCGGGACAAUCGUCAAAAAGGCAUAGGAGUAAGUCGGAUAAUGAACGAAAACAAAAGACUCCCGACUUGGAUACCAAAACUUCGUUGGUGGGAGAAAGAUUGAAAGCGAAAGAUCCAAGUGAUAAGUCCGCGAGAAAAGAUGAUACGCAGAAAACUAAAGAGAAGCCCGCAGAAUUGGAAGGGGAGAGGAAGAAACGGAAGGAACGAAAAACUCAUAGUACUAGGAAAUCGUUGCGAGACAAGCCUAAGCUGAGACACAAUAAAGAGAAUGAACCCAAACAGGAUGUCGAUCAGAUCCCACAUGAUCAAGAAUCUGAUAAAGCUGCACCAGUUCAGCAGGUGACAGAUAAUCAAGGUGCGAUGUCCACUGUUGAGGAAGUACCUCCUGUAGUUGAGCAGAGCUCAGCGGGACAGAAAACUGUAAAUAUUCAAGUUGCCAUAUCAUCAUCAUUGUGCACCUGUCUUCAGCCAGUAGAGCAAAUAUUGGCUGACGAUGUGCAAGAUACAAAUUUGGCAGAGACACAAAAAAAUGAAGCCAUGGAAGAAACUCCGAUUGAGAAGUCUAUCCCGAAAAAAGAACUACAAGCGUCCAUUGAGAAGGUUGCCCCGAAGGAGGAAUUACAGAUAUCCUGUUUAAAAAAUAAGAUCAAGGAGAAACUCAAAAAUGCGAGCGUGGAGAAGGUGCCGCUAGAAAAAUCGAAAUAUUCAAGAUCAAAAAGCGGGGUUAAGCAAGAUUCUAGAAGAAAGAGGCGAUCAUAUUCGUCUGGGAAGAAAGGAAGUUCUGCUAAGUUGCCAGAAGUAACCGUUGUAAAAGAGGAGGUGUCCUUGCCUGAUGUAGUGGAAUUACCAAAACGUGCGGGCUCUCCAAAGAGUGACACGGAGACGCCAGCGAAAGAGGCAUCUAUAGAUGACACAAAGCAUGACGAUUCUGCCAAGAUUAUAGUAACAUCUGGUAGUAACCUCCAACCACUUCUUUGUGGUGUUACUCCCUUGGACUCCCAAGAAUCGAUUCCUCAAGUCCGUGAUGAGACAAUCGUUGAAGAAGUGGACCCUGAAGAAUCGAUUCCAGAAAUUCGCAAUGACUCAAUCCUUGAAGAGGUGCGUUCCGAAGAAUCAAUUCCACAAAUCCCAGAGGAGGCGAUCGUCCCAGAAACGAGACCCUUGGUUUUGGAAGAAUCAAUUGCGGAAAUCCGGGAAGAGACCAUCGUCCCAGAAGCGAGACCCUUGGGUUCCGAAGAAUCAAUUUCACAAAUCCCAGAGGAGGCGAUCGUCCCAGAAACGAGACCCUUGGUUUUGGAAGAAUCAAUUGCGGAAAUCCGGGAAGAGACCAUCGUCCCAGAAGCGAGACCCUUGGGUUCCGAAGAAUCAAUUUCACAAAUCCCAGAGGAGGCGAUCGUCCCAGAAACGAGACCCUUGGUUUUGGAAGAAUCAAUUGCGGAAAUCCGGGAAGAGACCAUCGUCCCAGAAACGAGACCCUUGGGUUCCGAAGAAUCAAUUCCACAAAUACCAGAGGAGGAGAUCGUCCCAGAAACGAGACCCUUGGUUUUGGAAGAAUCAAUUCCGGAAAUCCGGGAAGAGACCAUCGUCCCAGAAGCGAGACCCUUGGGUUCCGAAGAAUCAAUUCCACAAAUCCCAGAGGAGGCGGUCGUCCCAGAAACGAGACCCUUAGGUUUGGAAGAAUCAAUUCCGGAAAUCCGCGAAGAGACAAUCGUCACAGAAACGAGACCCUUGAGUUCCGAAGAAUCAACUCCACAAAUCCCAGAGGAAGUAAUCGUCCCAGAAACGAGACCCUUGGGUGCCGAAGAAUCAAUUCCACAAAUCCCAGAUGAGACAAUCGUCCUAGAAACGAGACCCUUGACUUUGCAAGAAUCAACUCCAGAAAUCCGCGACGAGACAAUCGUCCAAGAAAUGAAACCCAUGGGUUCGGAAGAAUCAAUUCCUGAAAUUCGUGAUGAGACAAUCGUUCAUGAACAGAAACGAGCAGAAGAUCAUUCUGAAGUAGAGCAGCUACCAUCCGCUGAUUAUUCUAUAGAUAAUGAACAGAAAGACAACAAAUUGUCCGCCAAGGUUGAUGAACAAGAUUUAGAGAUUAAAGAGGACGAAAGUCUGCUUCCGUCUAAAGUUAUAUCUCCCACGGUUGCGACUGAAAAUUGCGCUAGCGUGGAAGAUGCAGUCAGUAAGGCCGAAGAAAUAAUUAACACUGAUCAGAUGAAAGUAAACAAAGAAGCACGUUCAGACAAAAAUAACGACUUGGAGAGAGUUGAUGAUGUUAAGACGAUUGAAGAAGAAGAAGAGGUUCAGAAGUCAAAGGAAGACUUCAAUGAUCAAAGGGAAAAAUCGCCACCACCAGAUAAUAACGAUAGAGACUUGCAGCUUGAAAAAGAACCGCCAGUAUCUGCUGAUGAGGUGGCAACUGAGGAGUGUGGGUUGCAAAAGUUUGCAGAUGACAGUGAAAUUGACUUGGUUGAGAAGGAAGUGAGUGAGGAGGUGUCGAAUAUUAUAAGGGAUUGGGAUAAUUGCGAAGACAGUUCCGAUGAUCAUCUAUUGGAAGGUGUCAGACCUGAUCAAUUGAUAACGGAGAUCGUGGACGAUACUGACUUAGUCAUCGGACAUGAAGAGUCCAUAAUUGAUCACAGUAAUACGUCGCAUGAAGAAACAUGUGUAACGGAAGGGACUGAGUUCGAAGAGAUUGUUGAUCCUGAAGGAACAGAGCCGAGUCUGGCUGCCGAUGCGGAUAAGUUGUCUUCAUUUACGGAAGAAGGCGAGAAAACUAAUGAAACUGACGAUGAUGAUUUAGUAUUCGUGCAAAUGGAAACAUUACCUGCCGUAACCGAUAACUAUGAUAGUGAACCAGAUGUAGACAGAGUGUUUGAAAAAUAUUCAACUAAGCAACCGAAGUAUUCCCAAGAGGAUGUAAGGCCAGGUAGGAAAAAAGUUUCGCCAAAGCAUAAGCGUGUAAGAUUUAGUCUUGAAUGUAAUACCACUAGGACCAUAGAUGAAAAUGGGGAGUCACCAAGCAAAAAACGGAAAUUAGAAGACAAACGGUUCGUGACUCAUGAUUACGAGCAAAGUUAUAAGAAGUUCUUAACUGAGAGUAAGCAAGCGACUCCCAACUCCAAUGAACAAUGCGCAGAUCAACAGAGGGAUUCAAUUGCAAACAUGGUCAUUGAAAAGAAAAAAACAUCUGAAGUAACGCCAGUGAAGAAGAGUGAACCGAAAAGUAUUGAUCGCAUCAUUCAAAAUCUUAAAAAUAAAAUACCUCUGCCAGAGCCUCCCACUGGUGAGCCAGAAAAAGUUGAAACUUUGGAAACGGUUGAAGAAUCUGCAGCUCCAUCAGUAGACAAUCUGGAAGAUGCUCAGGCCAUUGCUGAUACCUCCAUCAGUCAAACGGGUGAUGAAAAGUUAAGCCUAGAGCCUCAGUGCCAGGAAAACAUCUUCCCUUACAUUCAGGACGGUACAAAGUUUCAGAUUAUUCCUCGCGAGAGCGAAAUUGGAACUCCCGUCCAAUUGUUAGAAGUCACGGAUAAGCAAACUACUACAACUUGCGAAAUUACGGAUAACUUAAUUGCCGUAAUGUUCUCAGAACAGAAUCGGUCCAGUAAAACGGGCUUUAUAUUUUUCAAGGGGUCGGAUCACAAUUAUCACAGUAUAGGCGAUCCGCUCUUAGGGGGCGAAUGCGACACGAACGAAAGCGAUCACUCUUCAGAAAAUAAGGAAAUCGUCUCGUCAGAGCUGGAAAAUGUCCUGAUUAGUGAUACUAUGCUACCAUACUUAACCGAUAAUCAUCUCAAUCAAGAAUCAUCCGAAGACAGCAGUGCGGAUUUCCAGCUUCUUGAGUUAAUCGGAAACACGUUGGGUAGAGAGUCGAGCCCUCCUUUGGCUCAACCCUGUGACUAUCAAACGAAUUUAAAACAAGUCGAGUUAGGGUACGACGAGCCAUCUGCAAGUAACAACAUCGAGUUUUCCAAAGUAAACAAUGAAGUCUUCGUGAAUCAUUUCCAGCAGCAGACGAUGAGCGUCGAAAAUAUGAGCGAAUUGAUGAACGUCGUCUUGACCAGCAUUCAAAAUUUGAAUAACAUGACGAAAGCCCCCACCCUUCAGCAGGAGGCCGAGUGUAAAGAUAUUUUCUCAACCAAUGACUUAGAUUUUAACGUCGAGUCUCAGCCGCAGAGUCUAGAUCUAAUUUGCGAUUUUUCUCAAUCCCAAGAGGUUGCCACUGAGACUACUAUUUCUAACCAUUGCGAUUAUUCUAGUCUGCACUAUCUUCCAAUUACAUUCGAAACAAAUGACAGCUUCAUGAAUAAAAAGGUUAUACUAGAACGAGUCCCUCAAGGGAACGUCAAGCCGAUUGAAGAGACUGCUGAAUGUGCAGAGAUUGUGGAAGGGUCUGAAGUACAACGAGAGCCAACCGAAAUACCGGAAUCGAGUCAACGGGAAAUGUUGGCAAAACUUACUAAAUCUAGGAAAGGUAGCACUGAGUGUAAUAUAGAAGGAACUUUAACUAAAAAAGUCAAAAGUAAAGCCGAUGAAAAGAAAAGUCGCCAGGUUAGGGAUGAGGUUGAUGGGGAGAGAGUGACGCAACCCCCCGCCCUUCAAAAAGAGACGGAGUGUAAAGAUAUUUUCUCUACUACUGGCUUAGAUUUUACUGUUGAGUCUCAGCCACAGGGUCUGGAUCUUAUUUGCGAUUUUUCCCAACCCCAAGAUGUUGCCACUGAGACUACCAUUUCGAAUCUUGGCGAUUAUUCGGGUCUGCACUAUCUUCCAAUUACAUUCGAAAAUAUCUCUACAAACGAUAGCUUCAUGAAUAAAAAGGUUAUAGUAGAACAGAUCCCCCAACUUGUCCACGAAACCGUCAAGGAAAUGCCCCACUUAGAGCCGAUGGUCGAAAAACCUCUGUACGUUAAACUAAGUCCCUCGGCGAAAGCAAAGCUGCACAUGAUAAACUGCCCUAAGCAAAAACCUCAGCCCAAAAAACAGCUGAACAAUCUCGGUUUCGUACGUAAUAGUAGCAAAACAAAGCCGUCUGCUCCGAAACCGAAGAAAUCCAGCGAGUUGAAAAGUACGGAAAGUGAGUCGCCGAAAGUGAGCUCGUCACCUCAGACUCCUACAGUGAAGCCAACCACUUCGAGUAUCUCAUCUGCUAUUUCAAAAGAGCGAAGUCUACUGAUUAUUGACGAUUUUAAUUUGGCCGAAAGUUCAAAGAAACGUAUACCAAAGGUUAGUGAAAGCCCCGCUUUAAUUCAACCAGCGCCGGUGGCCGUGAAAACUGUUGCGGACAAGGUUGAGUUACCCAAAACUGUACCAAAAAGCCCCAGAACGCCGAAACAGACCGAAAGUGAACUAAAACCUCAGCCCAAAAAACACUCGAACAAUCUCGAUUUGGUCAGUAACAGUAACAAAACAAAACCGUCUGCUCCGAAGCCGAAGAAAUCAACCGAGUUGAAAAGUAAAGAGAGUGAGUCGCCAAAAGUGAGCUCGUCAGCUCCUACAGUGAAGUCAGUCAUUCCAAAAGAGCGUAUUAUUGACGAUUUUAACUUGGGUGGAAGUUCAAAGAAACGCACACCGAAGCCUAGUGAAAUUCCCGCUCCGGAUGAAUCGGCCGUGAAAACAGCGGCUAAGAGUGACUCCCCCAAAACUGGAGGUGAGAAUAUUAAACAGUCUCCUGUACCCAAAAGCCCAAGGACGCCGAAACAAACUGAAUGUGAACUAUUCAACAUUCCAGUGCAGUGCGACAUGAUCGAUAACGUUAAGAGAAGAAAAAGGAAACCUGUAGAUUAUUCUUCGAUUGAAAAAUUGCUCGAGGCCGAGGAUUACGAGUAUCGCAAGGUGCAAAAGAGUAAAAGCAAAAAGGACGAGAAGAUGAAAGUGAAGCAGGAGGAGAGUAAAUCGAAAACGAAAAUUAAAACCCCGGUGCAUGAGUCAUCGACAUUGCAACAACCGGCUAGUAAAUCGAAGAGCACGGUGUUUGAGGAUUCGGACGACGACAUACCCAAAAAGAAGAAGGCCAAAGCCGACCCUCCAUUGCAACCAGACGCGAUGAACGCGCUGUUCGACGAGCUGGUUAAGGAAGGCAACGUUAAUAGUACUCUUACCAAAUCGGGUGCCACAGCCAGGGUAGCGCCAACGAAACCCUCCACCAUUUUUCCUUUAGAUCCAAAUUUGCAAAAGAAAUCCGAAACGACGCCAGUUAAACAAAUUGGAGUGGUCAAUCCGAUUCCUCGGCAAAGUAACAACGUACGAAAGGAACCUCCUAGCAGAAGUAGUUAUAGCGGAGAAGACGCCCGGACGUCGAGUCAAUAUUAUCCGUACUACGAGCGUAGUCGACGAUCGUAUCCAUAUUCCAAUAGAGAACCGAGCAGGUCGAGUCAUCAGGGGGGUAGUAGACGAGCCGAGUAUCCCACACAUUCGAGUGAUCAGCGGUAUUUGGCGACGAGGUCCGGUUCUUCAAGGAGCAGUUGGAGCAGUAGGCAUCAUUCAAAUUCUAGACCAAAUACGGAGCAGCGUGAUUAUUGGCAAAACCGUUUCUUCUCUCAAAAUUCAGAAUCUGCUCUUUCCUGUUAUAUUUGCGACUUAGUUAAUUACGUUUAUGCAAGAAGAGAUCAAAUUAGAAAUUUUUCCGAAAACUCCAAUGGUCGUGUGGAGCCGGUCCCGUACGGAUCAAACACUGAUCUUGCUUGGCGCGAAGAUAUAAAAAAGAAAUUCCCCCAUAUGUUUACAGACACAAAAGAAGUUUUUUUCUAACAAAUUGUCAGGUGCGUAUUUGUUAAGAAGGUACGCAGUUGCUCAAUGUUCUUCUUUAGGAAUACCAUAUCUGCACUACUUAUUGUAAAUAGUUUUAUUUUGUAAAUUAAGUAUUUUUAUCACGUAAGCUAGGAGGAAGUGUAAUUGAUGUCAUUUUACUUUUGUUUGUACAGCAUGCGUGGAAUUCAUUGCUCCAACAUCGAUUUUUGUAACUAAUUGAUUCGUAAACAUAUUACUCUUUUUUGUGUUUAUUUUAGUGGUAAAA